AUGACUCGUCCGGUACAAAGACAACGCUCAAGACGAUCUGCCAUUGUUUCUUUGGAAGAAAUCAAUGUUCAGGAACAGCUCGCGGAAAUGCUUCGCUACGAACAGGAAAUGAGGGAUCGUGCGUUUGCGUUCAACUUGCAAAGAGAGGAGGGAAACCAGCAAAAUGCUCCGGAUGUGGUUCCAACCCCACCCCCGAUUCCAGCGGUUGCGUCACCAGCUCCAGCUGCAAGACCUGUCCAACAGGUGUCUCCGUCGAAUUCGAGAAGAUCAGGAAGAAUCUCCCCAUCCGGUAGACAAUCAGCUGGGAGAUCGGCAAAUGCUAAUGAUUCGGGAAUCCGAGAUGCUCCAGGACCGAUCCGAAAUUCUCAAAGAACUCGGACAUUAGUAAGGCAAGUGCAACAGACAGGAACUCCAAAUAGGCGUGCGAUCCCUGCUAGAAUCGUGGAUAUCAGCAGCAGUAGUGAUGAUUCAGAUGGAGACGUUCUCCUCGUCGACUCAGGGGACUCCAGUAUUUCUUCGGUCUCUAGUGGUUCUUCUAACUCUUCUAACUCAUCUGGCAGCAGCUCUAGUUCUGACGAUUCAUCUCGUAUCCGAGUUCAGAACUCCACUUCUCCAAACGGUUCUUCUUCCGAAUCUAGUAGUAGAUCUGAUGACGAACCUACAUCUAGAGCUCGAAUUCAAGCCACAAUUACUUUGAACGGCCUUCCUCGUACCCCAUCUGUCAUGCAUGCUGCAAGACCGAAUAGUGAUUCUGGUGUUGGAGUUCUCAUAUCAGGUGACAGCAGUAAUCAGCCUUCUACUUCUCGUGGGCCCACCACGCCUGUCCGCACUGGUGUGCUUGAUCCAACAUGGGGUGAUUGCACGAUGUGUUUCGAAGUCCCAAUUAAACCCCAAGGAUGCAAUCGCUGUCGUCAAAUUAUUGGAUGUGCUACAUGCGUUAUUAGUUGGUUCAAAGCUGCUCAUAGGGAAGCUGCAUGUCCAUUGUGUCGCAACAAAUGGGCUCGAAAGCCGGACGUGUCUCUUAUGACCACGAUUGAAAGACGCCGACGAGGAGCUCGUGCAUGA
This is a messenger RNA of Caenorhabditis briggsae, 1065 nucleotides long. The record is from RefSeq and is a predicted model, not a curated record. NCBI's taxonomy places the organism in Eukaryota, Metazoa, Nematoda, Chromadorea, Rhabditida, Rhabditidae. The transcript has 4 exons. The coding region runs from base 1 to 1065 and encodes 354 amino acids.